ACUGUUGCGUUUUCGCCGAGGCGACGACGUACUCGACGAUAUUUCUACGAUGCGAGAUACACGAUCGAGGCGGAAAUAUCACUCGGAGAUUUAUUACGCGCGAUGUCAGCCGCAUACGAAAUUCGUUGACCAAUUCGAUGCGCAUCUCGGGUAGUUGGUUCGAAUAGCGACGUAGAAAUUGUUAAUAUGGCAGAUGUUCGUGCCUCUAGUGUUGUUUAAGUUCGUGAAACUACGAGUGACAAAACAGUAGGUCCUGUUAACUGAAGGGCACUGUGAUGUGUAUGAAAUCCUGAUCGCCGCGUGCCCCGACGUCCACGUGCGUGUUCGCAGUUUAACGCGCGCGCGAGACAAAGUGACAGUUUUGGCCGUUUGUGUUCUCGGAAUCGCGCGAAGACCCCUCGCCGAGAGUCCACCGAGACACCACCAUCACCGCCACCGCCAGAACCUCGCGACCGAGAGAAUCAACAUCGACGACGAUUUUCCUUUUCGCGUGUGUGUGUAUUUUUUCUUUUUUUUUUUUUUCCCCCUUAACAUUCAUCUACUCUGUCCAUUCGUCGCGAGCACGAUGGGACUCGUCGCGUCGUGAUACGCAGCUGGUGGCUAUCUCGUCCCAGGUUUGUGCAUUCUCAUCUCUGUGCUGUUUUUUAAUGUAACUAUCACUGAGGGGCUGUAACAAGAAGUGGAGGUCACAAAUUUUUGUCAUGGAUCAUUGGCGAUCCGAUGAAAUCAAAGUGUCUUUGAGUGUUGUAUUAGAAAAAGAAAAGUGGAUGUGCUAACCAAGUUUUACGAAACGAGAGUGAUUGGUGGUGUGCCUGUUUUCGGGCAAAAACAUUCUUAUUAACUGUAGUGCCAUUGGGCUAUGGCCAAUCUGAACUUUGAACAACCACCACGCAGUAUUGCGAACGCAAGUCUCACUUCACGCGCAGCUGGCGGCGGGGGGGGUUUAAACGCAUCGACCCUCGCGGGUCAUGUCACGCCUACCUCGGGCAUGUUCUCAGGUUCGUCUGCAAGCACCUCGAGUACAGCCAAUUCAGCGGUAGUCGCCACUAACGUUUAUCCCGGAGCAUCGGGCUCUGGCGGCGGACAGAAUAGCCACCAGCAACAGCAGCAACUCUCUCCUAUGGGCAGUAGAGGACUGUUUGGGCAGAGAGCUUUUACCGAUAGACGUACGAUGCCUGCUCUUGGAGCUUCAAAUCCGAUGGGUAGUAUGGGCAGUUUUGGAAUACCUCCAAGUCGUAAUUACGGAUCUCAAGGUGCGGUUAACAAUUUCCACUCUGUUUUUGGGAGUGGAGGUGGUGGAGAUACAAAUACUCCCCCUCUAUUAGAUCUCUCGGAGUUUCCCUCCCUAACAAAUAGAGGUCAAGGUGAUUCUAUGCCGCAACCUAGUCCAAUGCCAGGGAAACAGCCUUAUGUUGGGAUGGUCAAGCAACCGACAUCCGAAUCGAGCGAAUUUACUAUGAGCUCGGAAGAUUUUCCUGCAUUACCAGGAACACAGAAUCGAGAGGGCCCGUCACCUGGUGGCAGUGUGUCUGGUGAUAAAAAUAUACCUGUAGGGCUGGGUCCGGAGAUUGGACAGGACGUGCUGCAGGCCAACAGAGCUCCUGGAUCUGAAAAAUCUCAGUCUUCUAAAAGAGGCAUUCAAACAUCGCCUGAUGGCAAGGUGACAAACAUACCCGCAAGUAUGGUGAAGGAUCAGUUCGGUAUGGUUGGGCUUUUGACGUUUAUUAGAGCGGCGGAGACGGAUCCAAACCUAGUGUCACUGGCGUUAGGUCAAGAUCUUACCGCGUUAGGAUUGAAUUUGAAUUCGCCGGAAAAUCUUUAUCAGAACUUUGGUGGUCCCUGGGCGGAAACACCUUGUAGGCCACAAGAUAUAGAUUUUCACGUACCACCGGAAUAUCUUAUAAAUGCCGCGAUCAGGGAUAAGCUAGCACCAGUUAAACUAAAUCGAUAUAAAGAUGAUCUACUGUUUUAUAUGUUUUAUACAAAUGUUGGGGAUGUAUUGCAAUUAGCCGCGGCGGCAGAAUUGUACAGCAGAGAAUGGCGAUAUCAUAUGGAAGAAAAGGUUUGGAUAACGCAGGCACCAGGUUUGGGAAUUGUAGAAAAGACGUCGACAUAUGAACGUGGUACUUAUUAUUAUUUUGAUGCGCAAAACUGGAGAAAGGUAGCUAAGGAAUUCCAUUUGGAUUACACAAAACUAGAAAGUAGACCUCAUCUUCCCGCGAACUUUCACCAAACUCAGCCUUGACUACAGACUUGUCUGCAGACCAUUGUGCUGUCUUUAAGCUGGAAACGAAUCAGCUAUUGUAUAAAUGAACAAAUUUAAUAAUCUUUAAUAAAAACAUAAAAUUUGAAGAGUAA
Messenger RNA from Formica exsecta, 2358 nucleotides. RefSeq names its product CCR4-NOT transcription complex subunit 2. Gene Ontology annotation, biological process: regulation of DNA-templated transcription; nuclear-transcribed mRNA poly(A) tail shortening; regulation of stem cell population maintenance. NCBI's taxonomy places the organism in Eukaryota, Metazoa, Arthropoda, Insecta, Hymenoptera, Formicidae. The transcript is spliced from 9 exons. Gene Ontology annotation, cellular component: P-body; CCR4-NOT core complex. The coding region runs from base 860 to 2245 and encodes 461 amino acids. The record is from RefSeq and is a predicted model, not a curated record.